Messenger RNA from Monoraphidium neglectum, 1617 nucleotides. RefSeq names its product dihydroxyacetone kinase. The record is from RefSeq and is a predicted model, not a curated record. Gene Ontology annotation, molecular function: glycerone kinase activity. Gene Ontology annotation, cellular component: cytosol. NCBI's taxonomy places the organism in Eukaryota, Viridiplantae, Chlorophyta, Chlorophyceae, Sphaeropleales, Selenastraceae. Bases 1 to 1617 code for a protein of 538 amino acids. Gene Ontology annotation, biological process: glycerol catabolic process. The transcript is spliced from 8 exons.
AUGAAGAAGGCACUGUGGAACCCUGCCGCCAAGCGGCUUGUGCAGGAUUCGCUCGAGGGCCUGGUGGCGUCCGUGCCGCACCUCAGGCGGCUCGACGGCUUCCCCGAGGUCAACGUGGUGGUGGACGCCACCCACGACCGCUCCCGGGUGGCCUGCAUAUCGGGCGGCGGCAGCGGCCACGAGCCCGCACACGCGGGGUUUGUGGGGUCGGGCAUGCUGGCGGCAGCUGUGUGCGGGGAGGUGUUUGCGUCGCCUUCAGCGGAAGCGGUGCUGGCCGCCAUCCACGCGGUGGCGCCUGCACCGGCGCUGCUCAUCGUCAAAAACUACACUGGCGACCGCAUCAACUUUGGGCUGGCAGCAGAGCAGGCCAAGGCCGCGGGGCUGGCUGUGGAUGUGGUGGUGGUGGGGGAGGACUGCGCCAUAGACGCCCCGGGGCUGGCGGGGCGGCGCGGGCUGGCGGGGACGGCUUUUGUCCACAAGGUCGCGGACAUUGAGCUGGGCCUGGGUAUCCACGGGGAGCCGGGCUAUGAGACGCGCUCCUGGCAGCCCCUGACGGAGCUGGUGCCAGCCAUGCUGCGCCGCAUCCUGGCCUACCGCUGCGCCAGCAGCGGUGCGACGACGGCAGCGCUCAGCAGCGGGGCGCCCCUGGCCCUGCUAGUGAACAACCUCGGCGGCAGCAGCAGCCUCGAGAUGGGCGCGGUGGCGCACGAGGCACUGGGGUGGCUGCAGUCCCAGGGGCAUGACGUGAGGCGCGUCCACACCGGGGCGGUGGUCACGUCCCUCGACAUGGCGGGCGUGUCCCUCACACUCAUGGCCUGCGACGAGCAGCGCAUCGCAGCCCUCGACGCGCCGACGUCUGCUCCGGGCUGGCCCACGCUCGGUGGCCCCGUGGACACCUCAAAGCCGCUGGUGCCGCUGCCGGCGGCGGUCCACGAGCUCCAGCAGCGCCGCCUGGGGCUGAUGCAAGGCCGGCCCCUGGCGUCCGCGUCGCCCCAGGGCAGGGCGGUUGAGGCGGGCAUCCGGGCGGCUGCGGGCGCACUGCAGGCUGCCAGGGACAGGCUUAACGAGCUGGACGCCAAGGCGGGGGACGGCGACUGCGGCACAACGGUGGAGCGCGCGGCAUCGGCGCUGGCGGCUGCCCCAGAGGGCGCGUUUGCAGGCGGCGCGGCCGAGUCGCUCCAAGCCGUGGCGGCGACUGUGCGCACUGCAGUGGGCGGCUCCCUGGGUGGCCUGUACAACCUGGGCCUCACGGCGGCCGCUGCGGCGCUGCCCAAGGAGGGCCCCGCCAGCCCAGAGCAGUGGGCAGCGGCGCUGGAUGCGGCUUGCGGGGCAGUGCAGCGUUACGGCAACGCCCAGGCCGGCUCGAGGACAAUGCUGGACGCGCUACUGCCCGCUGCGGAGGCGCUGGCCGCUGCAGUGUCGGCAGGCAACAGCGGUGCCGAAGCUGCGCGGGCGGCUGCUGCUGCCGCUGUGGCGGGGGCGGAGGCCACCAAGGGCAUGGCGGCUUCUGCCGGGCGUGCGAGCUACACGCGGGGCGCAGCACUCGCCGACGCCGACCCUGGGGCUGUGGCUGUGUCAAUCUGGCUGCAGGCCAUUGCGGACGUUGCUGCUGCUUGA